AUGCAUCUCAAAAAUCUCCUGACGCUGAGCAUCGCUCUGGGGACGUGCAUGCUGGCGAGUGCCGACGAAACCAAUCCCAUUUACACAUCAUCGUUCCAGCAGCCUGUCUCUUCUCUGCAGUCGUCGCACCUGGAGACUCGUGGUGCGCCUGACUACCGUUGCGGACCCGACCACGGUCGCUGCUCUCGUGGCACCUGCUGCUCCCGCUCCGUCCUCGAUUUGGAAAUCUUGCUGACUCGGUCCACAGGAUUCUGCGGAACGAGCAAGGCCCACUGCCGCUCUCCGGACUGCCAGCUUGACUACGGCCACUGUGACACCCAUAAGAUGCCCAAAGGCCCCCCACCGACCAAAUCCCUCGUGCCGUAUGGCCCGAUGGCAAUCCGCUCGUGCACUGUUCCCGGAACUAUUGCGUUCACCUUUGACGACGGCCCAACCCAAUACACUGGGGACCUGCUUGAUCUGCUUGAUCGGUACGGCGCCAAGGCCACUUUCUUCAUCACGGGAAACAAUAACGGCAAGGGCCAGAUCGAUGACAAGAAGUUGCCCUGGAUGGCUUUGAUUGAGCGCAUACAGAGGAGUGGCCAUCAGAUUGCCAGUCACACUUGGUCCCACGAGGAUCUCAGCAAGGUGACCGCCGUGCAGCGCCGUGACCAGAUCCUGAAGAAUGAAGCCGCUCUUCGAAACAUCGUUGGCCACUUCCCCACGUACAUGCGUCCACCUUACUCCAGCUGUGAUCCCGCGUCGGGCUGUGGAGACGAGCUCGGUGGCUUGGGAUAUCACAUUAUUUUGUACGACAUCGAUACCGAGGACUACAAGAACGACAAUCCUGGCCGGAUUCAGUUGUCCAAAGACAUCUUUGACCGGGCCCUGGGCUCUGCUUCCCCGUACGACAAGUCAUGGCUGGUGAUCGCGCACGACGCGCACGAGCAAACGGUCCACAACCUGACGGAGCAUAUGUUAAAAACCGCCUCGGAGCUGGGCUAUCGCCCGGUUACGGUGGGUGAAUGCUUACGGGAUUCGCCUGAGCACUGGUAUCGGCGUGACGAUCGUGGCCCUACGAACAAGAAAGGUUCUAAAAGCGGGAAAGUUUGUGGGAACAGCUCGGAAAGUUGUGUGCAGAAUUGUCAGAAGAACACUGGCUAUUGUCCCGUGGAGAUCCCUUCCGAAGGAGACGCCAAGGGGUCGCGCGUUCCGAACAAGAGUUCCAAGUCCGAUGCGGACGCGGAUCUGCGAACUAUUGGCUCGGCGACAGUGACCUCACUGCUUCUGGCUUUGAUCGUGGCCAUGUUGAUGUAA
Molecule: messenger RNA, 1296 nt
Organism: Penicillium lagena
Lineage: Eukaryota; Fungi; Ascomycota; Eurotiomycetes; Eurotiales; Aspergillaceae
Product: chitin deacetylase CDA6
Exons: 3
Coding region: 1-1296 (431 amino acids)
Biological process (GO): carbohydrate metabolic process
Molecular function (GO): hydrolase activity, acting on carbon-nitrogen (but not peptide) bonds
Source: RefSeq, a predicted model, not a curated record